This is a messenger RNA of Eucalyptus grandis, 2345 nucleotides long. RefSeq lists its product as uncharacterized. The transcript has 6 exons. The record is from RefSeq and is a predicted model, not a curated record. Lineage: Eukaryota; Viridiplantae; Streptophyta; Magnoliopsida; Myrtales; Myrtaceae. Bases 1504 to 2142 code for a protein of 212 amino acids.
GCCCUCUCUCUCUCUCUCUCUCUCUCAGCUGAAGAAUCACCAGGAGAGUAUACUGUCAGAAAAAUAUUGUUUGGUGUCCUUGUUCUGUCUGCUACCUUCUUCAUGAGUUUUUCAGUUCUUGUGGCAGUCCCUAGUUACGCCAUUUUACUCCUCUUUGACUGCUAUCCAAUGUGAUUGGCGAUGUUUUACAGACAACUUCCACGGAUUUUAGAGCAACUUGCCAUCUUUUCAUUUUUUUUUCUGCAUCUAUUAUGGAUGAUAAUUGUCACAUAGGGAAUAUGUAGUCUCAACCUCUUUAAUAAGCACCUCUUUUUGAUGGUUUAGGACAUAAUUAACCAGCUAGGGGAAGUUGUAAGUGAACUUUUUGUCCUAGUACGAAGUUUCAUUUUCAUCGAUGUACUGCACAAUUCUUUCACUUUAGUCCAUGUCUUAACUUUUUUCUACUAGAUUUUCUCUCCUACCUACUGAUUCGCUGCCUUAGUUGCCUGUAAAACAAAAGCACGUACUAAGUACAGGGACUAAGUAGCAAAACACCCGUUGAGUGACUAAAAUGAAAAGAACGUGUAGCACAGGGAUGAAAACAUUGCACUUCUCGUACACUUCUUGUACCUCUUCGUUCUUUCUUUUUUCCCUUCUCUCUUUCCCUGAAUGAUUAGUAGUAUGGAAAGAAUAAAAACUAGCUUUUUAUGGAAAAAAAUGAAAAAGAAGUACUGCCAUUAGGAAAGGAGUCAAGUUUACCAACUCCAACAGUCGUCAUUGAAGUUCACCUUAGUCAAAGUUGGCAAUUUCACGAGGACUGCUGACACAUUUCCAUGCACGAAAAUCAUCAAAAUGCUUCCGUCACGCGAGAAAGCUUGAAUACCUUGCACAAAUAAUGUUACCAUGUUAUGCACGAAUAUCACCAUUCUUUUUGCCCCUAGAAAAUCACUCUAUCCUGAAGAACCAGUCCUCCAAUUUUUCUCAAAGAGAUCAGAAACCCCUUUAAUUGCCUCCUUUCAUUUUACUAGAAUCGAAUUGUUACGUCAUAGAAAGAACUCAGCAGUUUGGCAUACACGUAGCGCCAACAUAUGAUUUGAUAUGAGUCCUUGUUCAGCAUUACCAAUCAAAAAUAUGAUUGUGAUAGCAGGUUUAUGUUGGUUUUUGUUUUAGGAUGCACCCUUUGGGUCUGAAGACAGCCGUGUCAUUCCCCUUUCCUAGUAAGAAUAGGGACAUGACAAUGAUCGUUUUCUUUAUAGUUCCAUCGAGUAUUUAUGGUGUACCUCUGCUUCUGAUCUUAACGCAACAUCUUCUUAUGUCUCUUUGUCCCUCUUUUCGAGUAGAAAAUUUGUUGUGGUUAGCCUCUCAGAGAAAUCAGCAGAUGAGAAGGCUGCUGAUACAGCUGCUUCACCAAAGGCGACACAGGUGAGCUUCACAACACAUGAUGCCUCGACGGAGAAGUCAUCAAAUGUUCUGUUGGGAAAUAUAUCAAACGCUUACCCCGUCUAUUCAUUUGAACGGCAAUGCAUGCUCAAAGAGGAUCACCCAACGAGGAGGCGCCACGUGUCUGCUCACGAAGGUGCAAGGAUUUCUUGGCCCUAUCCAAGUCGCCACGUGCCCCGAAGAUCACAAUCAUAUCCAUUUAUCGGAGGAGAGUUCGAUUCUGAUUUUGACCAGAGAAAAAUGGCUUAUAGAGCAGCUGGCUAUUGGCGAUCGAUGCUGAGCCGAGCGGGGGCGAGCCACCGGUCGUUCGCAACGGCCACCAAACCCAAGAUGUUCGCUGCGACCGCCGGUGCCACACACUCCGAUCACCACCACGAGAGGAGCUCGCUGCUGAGGGGCGAGUAUGCGCCGGUGGGGAUGGUGUUCGCCAUGUUGCUGGUGGCGAUGACGAUAGGGAUGCACACGAUGAAGCAGCAGCUGGCGCACUCGCCGGGAGUCCGCGUGAGCAAGAAGAAGCGAGAGACGGUGCCGGAAGUGGACGACCCAGACAGUGUGGUCAGGUCGGCCGACAAGUUUCUCAACAAGUCCUUCCUGAGGAAGGUGGCUCACAUCCAAGAGAACAAACGCACGCUCCCCGAUCCCGUCCGCGCCAACCCUUACACCAAUAGGCCUCGAGAGGCAGAGACGCUGAAAAUGGCGGGGGUGAAUCCAACACGUCGUUGAAGGAAAGGACCCAACCAGGCACAUCUCAACCGUCCAUUUAUUCACCUUUAGUUCCCAAUCUGAUCUUGUACAUAGAAAGCAUUUUUGCCAUUUAUCUCUACCUCAUCUGCUUAGGGUUUGAGCCCUUUGGACAAUCCAUUUGGAAGGUUGGCCCACGGUGGCUUCAAAUUUUGUAGUUUUUGAAUAAAAGCAUAGCUAAUUAU